Molecule: messenger RNA, 1928 nt
Organism: Poecilia latipinna (sailfin molly)
Lineage: Eukaryota; Metazoa; Chordata; Actinopteri; Cyprinodontiformes; Poeciliidae
Gene: szl
Product: sizzled
Exons: 4
Coding region: 757-1671 (304 amino acids)
Biological process (GO): canonical Wnt signaling pathway; non-canonical Wnt signaling pathway
Molecular function (GO): Wnt-protein binding
Source: RefSeq, a predicted model, not a curated record
UUUUUUUUAGCAGGGAAGCUGCUAGGCUAUGUUAUUCCUCAGGAUCCUGUCGUAGGUUAAAGUGAGAGGCCCCUGUGUUAGUCUGUCGCACAAAAUUCAAUUUAAGUACAUUAUAGGUUUGUGGUCUUGACAUACUCAAAUGACUUGAGUCUUUAAAAUUGUAAGCAAUGCCUCACUGUAUAUAAUGAGGCCUUCUUAUUUCACCGGGCCUAGGCAUAAAACUUAGCAUCCAUAACGGCCAUUGAGUCUGUAACAAAAACAUAUUUUAUUUUAAAUGUACAGCUAGUUGGACAAAUGAUUCGGGUUGUAAAUGACUACUGGAAACCCUGUAAUUUUGAAGCCAAAAAGUCAUUAAAAAAAACUUUUUUUUUUUUUUUUUUUUUUGAAAUUCUGAAAAUUUCUGAUUCAUUCCAAAAAUGUAAGCCUCCAGGGGCAUAAAUCAGAGUGUAGCACAUGUUGGUUCAGUAGUGCUAUGCUCUGUUUUUUUGUCGCCCUCUUCAAACUUUCGAAGCCAGUGAAGCGGAUUGCUGUGGCUGCUCUUCACUCAGUGAAACCUGGGGUGUGAUCGCCCAUCGUCGCCCUCCCCCGUCUCACACACCCUCCAUCUGCUCGCUGCCUCCUUUCUGUCUGCAGUAAUCACAAAACAAGCCGUUGUCUCCAAACACAUCGUCUCUAUGUCUUUUGAUAGGUAGUUGAUAACAGACUCGCUGGCUGAUUUGAGCUGGCCCACCUUGCUGUAUAUAAGAGGAGAAGCUCAUGAGAGGGGCAAGCAAGCGACUCCUCUCGUCCUCCUGUGUGCUCCCGGGACUUUGUCAGCUUUUCCUUAUGGCUGCUCUCUUGGCUGUAGCUCUGUUUGCGUCUCCUUUACUGGCAUUCGACCUGGGCCAGUCCACUCGGUGCGUUACCAUCCCCAACCAGAUGAAAGUCUGCAAAGACGUCGGAUAUUCUGAGAUGAGGCUGCCAAACUUUUUAGGCCACAGCAGCCUUGAAGGAGAGGUGGUGCCACGCUCUGAGGACUGGAGGCCCCUGCUGCAGACCGGCUGCCAUCCUCAAGCCCAAGCCUUCCUCUGCUCCAUCAUUGCACCCGUCUGUCUCGACACCUUCAUCCAGCCUUGUCGUAGUCUGUGUGUGGCAGUGAGGGACAGCUGUGCCCCAGUGCUCGCCUGCCAGGGACAUCCGUGGCCCGAGGCUCUCAACUGUGACCGCUUUCCUGCUGAGGAAGACAUGUGUCUAACCCCCCUUGCAAAAUUCAGCCACUUUAUGAAAGACUUGCCAAAAGCUGUUUGCCAGAAGUGUCCUUCUGUGGAAGUGGCUCCUGCAAUGAAAACAGUAAUCGGUGCUUUUUGUCAUCAUGACUUUGCCGUCACCGCUAAACUCCACCGCCUUCGCCACCCCGCAGGGGAGCCGGAGUUCCAGGUCGAGGGCCAUGUGGAGUUUAUCCGCCAGGGCCCUCUGUUGCCUUACGACACUCAGCAUCUCCUUCGGGAUUGGCUCCUUAUCAACCUGAGCUGCGCCGGCGCCCUGGUUCGUCCGGGCCGCUCGCAGCUCUACGUGCUGACCGGUUCUGUGCAGCCUGACGGCAGCUUCGCUCUCGUUCGUUUCUUCCCCUGGCACAAAAAAGACACAGGCAUCGCACUGGCAACCCGCAAAUGGAAACAUCACAGAUGUUGAAAUACGUUCAUACAAACUGUAUUACUCUCGUCACUAAUUUACUUCUCAGCUUUUUCUGUCUGUAUGCUGUAAUAUUAUGCACUAGGACCUGUAAAUAGUACUAAGUGUAAAUUCAUAUAUUUUAUUUUCUUGGAGGAUACUGAUGUAUUUAUCACAUUUUUUAUGUUUUGUACAAACACGGCAAAAUAUUUUAUACCUUGAAUGAUGUGUAAUAUUUUAAAUGGUUUGUGUCCUUCAGCAAAUGCUGUUCUGGUCAU